AUGAAAAAUGGAAAGUAUGUGCUGGGGUACAAGCAGACUCUGAUCAGACAAGGCAAACCAAAACUGGUCAUCCUCACCAACAACUGCCCAGCUUUGAGGAAAUCUGAAAUAGAGUACUACGCCAUGUUGGCCAAAACUGGUGUCCAUCACUACAGUGGCAAUCAUAUUGAAUUGGGUAAAGCAUGCGGAAAAUACUACAGAGUAUGCACACUGGCUACCAUUGAUUCAGCUGAUUCUGAUAUCAUUCAUUAG
Messenger RNA from Lemur catta (Ring-tailed lemur), 252 nucleotides. Its product is annotated as 60S ribosomal protein L30-like. The record is from RefSeq and is a predicted model, not a curated record. The coding region runs from base 1 to 252 and encodes 83 amino acids. Gene Ontology annotation, molecular function: RNA binding; structural constituent of ribosome. Lineage: Eukaryota; Metazoa; Chordata; Mammalia; Primates; Lemuridae. The transcript has a single exon. Gene Ontology annotation, cellular component: cytosolic large ribosomal subunit.